CAUCGCCGGGCGAGAUGUCCGGGCACCAGAAGGGCGGCGACAUCGAGGCGGGGACCUCCGGUGGCACUGCCACGGCACCGGCGCAGGUGCUGUACCCCGGGAUGGCGGAGAGCCCCGAGCUGCGCUGGGCGCUCAUCCGGAAGAUCUACGUCAUCCUCUCCCUGCAGCUUCUCCUCACCGCCGUCGUCGCGGCCGUCGUCGUCAAGGUCCGCGCCAUCCCCCACUUCUUCGUCUCUUCCUACGCCGGCCUUGGGGUCUACAUCUUCAUCCUCAUCUUCCCCUUCAUCGUGCUUUGCCCGUUGUACUGCUACCGUCAGAAGCACCCAGUCAACCUGCUGCUGCUCGGCGUCUUCACAGUGGCCAUCAGCUUCGCUGUGGGCAUGACAUGUGCCUUUACUAGCGGUAUUUGUCUUCCCACCAUGAACUCUGUUCCUGCCCGCAUUGUCUUCAGUCUCACUGCUUACACCUUCUGGGCUGCAAAGAGGGGCAAGGACUUCAGAUUCCUUGGUCCUUUCCUAUUUGCUUCUCUCAUCAUGUUGCUCGUCUUUGGGUUCAUUCAGAUCCUUUUCCCGCUGGGCAAGCUCUCUCACAUGAUCUGUGGCGCGCUGGCGGCACUCAUCUUCAGUGGCUACAUUGUCUAUGACACGGACGACAUCAUCAAGCGUUACACGUAUGACGAGUAUGUCUGGGCCGCCGUCUCGCUCUACCUUGACAUCAUCAAUCUGUUCACGGCCCUGCUGACCCUGUUUAGCGCGGGUGACAGCUGA
This is a messenger RNA of Triticum aestivum (bread wheat), 767 nucleotides long. Its product is annotated as protein LIFEGUARD 2-like. The transcript has 4 exons. The record is from RefSeq and is a predicted model, not a curated record. Bases 15 to 767 code for a protein of 250 amino acids. Lineage: Eukaryota; Viridiplantae; Streptophyta; Magnoliopsida; Poales; Poaceae. Gene Ontology annotation, cellular component: membrane.